AGAUGUAGUUCUCCGCUGAACCCGGAAGUGGAGUCGAAGCACAGUCACAGAUUGCUCUAUCAGCUGGAGAGAUGGCUGAGAUGGAGGAUAUCAACUUGAAACUCGGAGAGCUCGAUCUGACCUCUGAUGAUAUCACCAUGGACAAUGUCAGCAUUCACAUUCAGGAAAAUCUAGAAGACGCUCUUGUCCAAGAAGCCCUUAAAGCUGGUGUAGAUCUCAGACAGUACUCGAAACAGGUGGAGAUGGAGCUAGAGCAGAUUGAACACGUCUCGAUCAAAGACUAUAUAGAGCAGAGUCAGAACAUUGCAUCUCUCCAUAACCAGAUCAUAGCAUGUGAUGCUAUUCUUGAGAGAAUGGGUCUCAUGCUUGGUGGGUUUCAGUCGGAUCUCAGCUCAAUCAGCUCAGAGAUUCACACGUUACAGGAAAUGUCACUGGCUAUGAACAUUAAACUGAAGAACAGGCAGACCGUGAGAAGUGAGCUAAGUGAGCUAGUGGAUGAGCUCAUCAUACCGAAUACAAUGAUCAGUGUAGUUUUGGAUGUCCCAGUUACGGAUCAGCAGUUUGUGGAGCAACUGCAGGAACUAAACAACAAGAUUAAUUAUGUGAAAGAACAAUCAUUCAGAGACACAAAGGCAUGCGCUGAUGUGCAAGAGACACUGCAGAAGCUGAAGAUUAAGGCAGUUUCUAAAGUUCGUGAGUUCAUCCUGCAGAAAAUCUACUCCUUCCGUAAACCCAUGACCAAUUAUCAGAUACCUCAAAAUGCACUGCUCAAAUACAGGUUCUUCUAUCAGUUUCUUCUGGCAAAUGAGCGGUCGGUAGCACAAGAAAUCCAGGAUGAAUAUGUGGAGACCAUGAGCAAAGUAUACUUGUCUUAUUUCAAAUCUUACACCAGCCGACUGAUGAAAGUACAGUAUGAGGAAGUUGCAGAGAAAGAUGAUCUGAUGGGCAUUGAAGACACAGCCAAAAAGAGCUUCUUCUCAAAGCCAGCUUUGCGUAGCAAGAACACAGUGUUUACAGUUGGUAACAGAGCUGCUAUUAUCAGUCCCACUGAACUUGAGGGGCCUAUCAUUGUGCCUCACACCGCCCAGAGGAGCGACAUCAGGUAUCCCUUUGAGUCUCUGUUCCGCAGCCAGCACUAUGCGCUGCUUGAUAACAGCUGCCGCGAGUUCCUCUUCCUGUCAGAUUUCUUUCUGGUGAGCGGGUCAGCAGCUCAAGAACUCUUUAACUCCGUCAUGGGAAGGAGUCUGACCAUGUUCCUGAAACACAUGGACUCCUAUGUUUCGGAUUGCUAUGACAGCAUUGCAAUAUUCUUGUGCAUUCACAUUGUGCUGCGGUUCAAAGGCAUCGCCCAGAGACGGGACAUCCCGGCUGUCGACAAGUACUGGGAUGCCGUCUUAGACAUGCUGUGGCCCAGAUUCCAACAUAUUCUUGAGUUGAAUAUUCAGAGCAUCCGGAACACUGACCCUCAGAAGCUGGGAAAUCUUGACACCAGGCCACACUAUAUAACCCGGCGUUAUGCAGAGUUUUCUUCAGCCAUUGUUAGCAUAAACCAGACCUUUGCAAACGAAAAGACCAACGUCCUCCUCGGCCAGCUUCAGGUGGAAGUGGAGAAUUUCGUCCUUAGGAUGGCUGCAGAGUUUUCGGCUCGUAAGGAGCAGCUCAUAUUCUUGAUUAACAACUAUGACAUGAUGCUUGGUGUCCUAAUGGAACGAGCGACAUCAGACAGUAAGGAAGUGGAGAGUUUUCAGCAGCUGCUAAAUGCACGCACCCAGGAAUUUAUUGAAGAACUCCUUUCCCCAUCCUUUGGAGGAAUGAUUGCCUUUGUGAAAGAGUCAGAAUCUAUUAUAGAGAAGGGACAGCAAGAGCGGCUGCGGAGUGAAGAGGGCCGUGUUGCUCAGCUGGUCCGUGGAUUCUCAGCCACAUGGAAGCAAGCUGUAGAGGCACUAAGCCAGGAUGUUAUGAGGUCAUUUACAAACUUCAAAAACGGGACAAGUAUAAUACAGGGGGCACUCACACAGCUGAUCCAAUACUAUCACAGAUUUCAUAAGAUUCUCUCACAGCCGCCACUGCGCAAUCUACCGGUUUGUUCAGAGCUGAUUAACCUCCACCACCUUAUGGUUGAGCUCAAGAAACAUAAACCAAACUUCUGAGCAGGAUGACAUAUUGCCUGCCUCACUAAUACAUACUGUGCGUGGGUUAUUUUGUGGGUACCACUUCUUCCAGAUUUUUGCCAGUAACUAUAACACUAUGAUGUCCUCACCCUGUCCAGCUGUUCUUACUUUUUGCAUCUGAUUGUCCUUAAACAGCCACAAAUUAUAACUUAUUUAUGAGAAAAUAUAUUGACCUGUGUUGUAGCGGUUACUCCAGAGUGAGGCUUUGCUGUAUUUUACAUGUCUCUUUAAUGAAGAAAUAAAAGCUGCUUUGUAUAUAAA
Molecule: messenger RNA, 2432 nt
Organism: Pelobates fuscus (common spadefoot toad)
Lineage: Eukaryota; Metazoa; Chordata; Amphibia; Anura; Pelobatidae
Gene: VPS52
Product: VPS52 subunit of GARP complex
Exons: 20
Coding region: 72-2150 (692 amino acids)
Biological process (GO): lysosomal transport; retrograde transport, endosome to Golgi; endocytic recycling
Cellular component (GO): GARP complex
Molecular function (GO): syntaxin binding
Source: RefSeq, a predicted model, not a curated record